GGAACAAUGUCUCUCGAGGGUCCACAUAUCUUAAGAUGUGAUAUGAAAAGACUGAUGAAACAGGAAGCUUUACAAUGUGUACGGUUCGCUUGUAGAAAAUUUAAAACAUCUAAAGCUAUGGCAAUGUAUAUUAAAAAUAGGUUUGACAAAGUUUAUGGUUCGAACUGGAAUUGUAUAGUUGGUAAAGAUUUUGGCAGCCACGUAACAUUCUGUAGACUGACGUUUUUUCAUGCCACAUAUGGUGAAAGGGCUGUCUUGCUGUUUCAAACAUACUGA
Messenger RNA from Lottia gigantea (owl limpet), 276 nucleotides. RefSeq lists its product as hypothetical. The annotation marks the transcript as partial. Gene Ontology annotation, biological process: microtubule-based process. Gene Ontology annotation, cellular component: dynein complex. Lineage: Eukaryota; Metazoa; Mollusca; Gastropoda; Lottiidae. Gene Ontology annotation, molecular function: dynein intermediate chain binding; dynein light intermediate chain binding. The transcript has a single exon. The record is from RefSeq and is a predicted model, not a curated record.